AUGCCACCCUCCACCCCAUCCCGCAAGCCGUCCCCUCCAUCAACCACCGCAACCCCACUCCCACUCCGGUCCCCUCACUUACAUCGGGUCCAAUCACGCUCUACCCCUGCUCCGCCGGUCUUAGGGAUGGAGAGUACCAGUAUCCGAGAUCGAAGGCAUGGGAGUAGGAGCGUUUCUUCCUCGUCUUCCGGAUCCGGGUCCGGGUCUGGAGAAGGGUCGACCAUCAGAGCAAACGAAGAAGAUCGGCCAGGGUAUGGGUAUGGAUAUGAACAUGGACAUGGGUAUGGGCAUCAACGAAGACCGGCCGAUCCUCCUACUGCAUCCGGACCUGGACGGAACCUCCAUCUUGGACUAGGACCCGGAGCGAAUAACCCGAAUGGGAUGUUAUUCCGUUCUCCGAGUUCUGAACCUAGUUGGCAAGCCCAGGCUCGUCGUCAACCGGGUUUAGGAUCUACUUCUAGCGGGUUCUCCUCUCAAGAAUCGGAUUUUGACGAUGAUGCGGAUCCGGAUGAGGGUGGGGAGGAGAGCGAUUACACGGCAGGGUCUACUUUCAAGCUCCGGAAGGACCGGGAUCACGAAUCUAGAAGGACAGGGAGUUCGGCUACUUUAGAUGGAUACGCGUAUAAAGGCGGGGCGGAGCUGGGUCGGCAGGUCACUCGACAACCUCAAGGCGCCCAUUUGCAACAUGAUCGGUCGAACGGGGUUGUACAGGAGAACGUUGGGGGAUUGAGUUUGAGAGACCCCUACGAUUUCGACCGGGAUUACGACGAGUACCCUCAGCAUCACUACCAGGAAGACGGCGAUAACACCUCGAACCUGAUAACCACCCCUCGAGAACGAUCCACCCUAGCUGGAGCUCCUUUGUUCUCAGCGGGUCCGGAGGAGAGGUACGAGUUGAUCCAAAAGUUGGGACAUGGGAAUUUCGGGACGGUUUGGAAGGCGCUGGACAAGGAGACGGAUGAGAUCGUGGCUAUCAAACAUGUCUGUCUCGAAGAUAACGCAGAUGAAAUCUCUGAGAUCCAAUCCGAGAUCGUCUACCUGUCCGGGUGCAACUCGCCCUAUAUCACCCGUUAUCUAGGAUCGUUCGUCGGGAGGAAGUGGACUUUGUGGAUCAUCAUGGAAUAUCUCGCUGGAGGUAGCGGGUCUGAUAUCAUCAAACCGGGACCUCUUAACGAACCGCAAGCAGCCAUCGUCCUCCGUGAGAUCCUGCACGGUCUUGCCUAUCUACACAGCCAGGGAAUCAUUCACCGGGACAUCAAAUCGGCCAACAUCAUCUUUUCCGAUACGGGCGAGGUCAAGCUCGCCGAUUUCGGCGUGUCCGGGCAGUUGAGAAGCGCCAAGAGUAUCAAGAAUACGUUUGUCGGGACGCCUUUGUUCAUGGCCCCGGAAGUGAUUCUGCAGGGAGGAUAUGGGCACAAGGCCGACCUCUGGUCACUAGGGAUCACCGCCAUUGAGCUCGUCGCUGGGAAACCGCCUUAUGGAUCGCAGCACCCGAUGAAGCUCUUGUUCUUGAUCCCCUCGAUGGAACCGCCCAAGCUGGAAGGCGACUUCAGCGACGCGUUCAAGGACUUUGUCUCGAAGUGUCUGGUUAAGGACCCGAAUGUCCGAUGGGAUACCGCCGAAUUGCUCGAGCACCCGUUCAUCCGCAAGGCCGGCCGUGUUCAGUCCUUGCAGAGGCUCGUCAACCGACUUGCCGAACACAAACGACUGCACGGGAAUCACUCUCGUUCCGAGACUUCGAUUUCGAACCCGACUAUCGAUGGAACCAUCGAUGGGGAAGACGAGGGGUGGGAUUUCGGGAACGGGACCGUCAUUUCGGUACAAGGGACGAACGCCGAGGAGGAAGACCCUGCCACGGUCGGGACCAUCCGGCCUGGAAAAGGCUCGGAGGCGAGGGUUUUUGAGCGAGACGUCCAGCCUUACCAAAUGCAACCCUCCUUGUCGGACGCCUACCCGGAAGACGACUCCGCUCGCAGGCGUACAUUCAUCGUCAACGACGACGUUCCCGAAGGUUUUGAAGAGGGUUUUGAGACCGCUCCUUCGCUCAAGUCAUCUGGCAGCGCCUCUCAAGCUGACUCUACCGAGGUCAGAACACCUCCGCUAGACACUCCAAAGGCACGCCCAGUAUCAGCAUCGUCUUCUAGUAUCGGGCAGCAAACCAUAAAACCGGCUAUGAAGCAGGCCCCAGUUGCUCAACAGCAAGCGAAACGCCCGUUCCACGCAAGUGGUGACGGAGUUGGCGAGAUCCUCAUACGAGACGUCGUCUUGCCCGUUGUAAACAAGACCGUGUCUCAAGCGAAGUCGGCGGUUGAUUUGCAGGCUCUGCACUCGAUUCAACAAGGGUUUCAAAUAUUGAGCAGAGACAAUCCGGAGCUCGCCAACCAGAUGAUGAUCGACAUCAUGUCGGGACUGCGAGAUAACGAAGCCGUUCGGGCUCAGCUCACACAGCGACUCGGUACCAUCAGACCGUCGUCCGACGUCAGAAAGACGUUUUCCGACGAACAAGUCCAGACAAAGGACUUUGCGGGCGCAACUGAGCGCGAGGCUCCUGCCCCGGUUCCGAAAGAGCGAAGUCCAGUCAAUGACAUGCUAUACAUGCGAUGGCUAGAUGGAUUACGGCUUAAAUGGCCCUUGGCUGGAUCUUGA
Filobasidium floriforme is the source of this 2646-nucleotide messenger RNA. RefSeq lists its product as uncharacterized. Gene Ontology annotation, molecular function: ATP binding; protein kinase activity. Gene Ontology annotation, biological process: protein phosphorylation. The record is from RefSeq and is a predicted model, not a curated record. The transcript is spliced from 12 exons. NCBI's taxonomy places the organism in Eukaryota, Fungi, Basidiomycota, Tremellomycetes, Filobasidiales, Filobasidiaceae. The coding region runs from base 1 to 2646 and encodes 881 amino acids.